UCGCAAACGGUGUGUUUAGGGUUGUUAUUGAAAUAGUUUCGAAAAUAGUCACUAUUAUUUUAUUGCUAUGUUAUAGUCGUCUUUAAUUAUAUAUUUUGAGUAAAUUAAAAUGAUUACGCUUAAUAGAAAAUUGAAAAAAGAGCAUACUGAGCCUAGUAACGGCAUUACCAAUGAACCUUCUCGGCGUAUAUCCGUGAGAGACAAAUUGCUGGUCAAGGAAGUUCAGGAGAUGAACGAGAAUCUUCCGGCUACGUGUAGUGUGAACUUUGAAGACCCAAAUGUGUUGUGCGAUUUUGUGUUGACUGUUGCGCCCGACGAAGGCUACUGGCAAGGUGGCAAGUUCAAAUUUAGUGUUUUCGUAACGGAGGACUAUAAUAUGGCUCCUCCUCGGGUAAAAUGUCUAACUAAGCUGUGGCAUCCCAACAUAAGUGUAGAGGGUGACAUUUGCCUGUCCUUGUUACGUCAGACUUCUAUUGACGAGCACGGCUGGGCGCCUACACGAAGACUGAAAGAUGUUGUUUGGGGACUAAACUCACUAUUUACUGAUCUCUUAAACUUUGAAGACCCGCUCAACAUAGAAGCAUCAGAAAUGUACAAUAAGAACAAAUCAGAGUUCCAGUCUAAGGUUCAAGAGUAUAUAGCUCAAGGGAAAAGAUGAAAACCGGCCAAACGGCGCCGCUAAGCCAAUUCACACAUUAGGGGACUCAUCCUAGGGGAGCUGAUUGGACGUCGCCCACCUCCCCUGCCUUCCCCCUGCCUGGUGAUUAGCAGUGCUGUACAGUCUGUGACAUGGGAUUAUACUCAAAUUGUACAUGUAUUCUUCGCUUUUAGAGCUAAGGCUUCUAACAUGUAUGUUACAUAUCAUAUUAUUCUUUCUCAAAUUUAGUGUUAUUGUAAGUAGUAUUUAACUGUUAACAGGACAUAUGUGUAUGAAAUAUAGCACAAUCUCAGUGAAAAUACAAUGUCAUAUUUGCCACUAAUUUUACUUGUACAUAAGUUUACUCUAAUAGUACUCUAUGCUCCUUUUUUCUUUUUUAGUAACGUACCUAUGUUACUUAAUAUAUAAAUUGUUUUAUCAUAGAAAAAAUCGUGUAUUGUCUUGUGGAAGUCUAGACAAAGCAACAUUGGCUACGUAUUUAUCUAGGCAUUUCAUCAGUAGCAAUAAUCUAAGUCAGCUGAGCAUAUGCUUCAAUCUUAUAGCAAGACAUCUUUUAAAUUGUGUUUUUAUUGUCUAUUAAAUAUUAAUGUGUCGUUCAGUAAGCGGCACAAGGCAUGAGCACACACGAACAGUAAUGGCGACGAGCAGGUUUAUGUAAAAAUUUGACGAAAGUGAAUAGAUGCCGCGUGGUACGCGUAAGCCAAUAGAAUACGAGCAUUAGCUAAGGAACCAAUCGCGUGAAAAAACUACGCAAUGCGCGUCUAACUGGCCAAUCACGAGUGUGCUCAUGACUUAUGCCUGUGUCUGUAUCAAGUGUGUUCAAUUUUAUGCUCGACAAUCUAGUUCCUCCUGUGUCCUAUUUUUCUGCUGGGAAUUAUUAUUUCUCGAAAGACUAUUUCUUAUGAUUAUUUUAUUUGAUUGAUUCUUCGACAAUUGUCUACUUCUAUGAAACGCGUAGUUUUAUAGUAAUUGAAUAGCUGCCUGUAUCUGUAGGAAAUCUUCAAAGUUAAGUCAUAUAAUAUGUAUGACAUUAUGUGUGAGCUUUUUAAUUUAUGUUAUUCAAAUAAAAAUAUGUACAUAAGUUUUUAUAUUUAUUGCUUCCAAAGUGUUUGCCUCGCUAUGAGUUUCAUAAGGCAAGUUAAUAAAAGCUAUUGGAUAAUAAGUGUGAAUAAAAAAUACAUAAUAAUAUUAUACAAUUCAUGCAAUUUAUAAGUAUCAAACUUUCUGCAUGGUUUACUUUUUUUUAACAUGUAAUAAAUUUUUGAAGUAUACGAGCUAUGAUUGAAUAAUUGUGUAAUUUUUAUAAAUAUUAUGUCAAGUGUAAUGAGCUAUUAUUCCAAAAUAGUCUAAGUAGACAAUACUUAAUUAUAUUAUAUAAUAUGUAUUUACAUGUAACUUUAAUCUGGACUUUCAUUGCCAACUAUAUGAGGUUAUUAUGAUAUAAAUGUAUUUAGCCUGGUAUAUAAUUAGUAGAUGAAACAAUGUUAAAUUAAAGAAUUUUUUAUUACAUAAACUACAUUGACUGCAUUAUUUUAUUUGCGUCCAACAUAAGGAAUUUGAAAAAAACAUCCAUGUUGCCAACAGUGAAAGUAAAUUAAUGUGUUUGAACUGCUAUUUCAUAUCAUUGUUACAUUACUAAAUUAUCACGGCUCAAAUAGUUAUUUAUUCUUAAUGAAAUAUUUUAACUCGUAUAGUAAUUAAUUAAAUGCUCUUCAGUUAUUUGGGUACUAAAGAAUCUGUUUCAAAGUAUGUUAAAUUUAAUUUGUAUAUAUUUGUAACACAUUCAUGAUCAAGGACCUAUUAAGGAUCAUUUCACCCACGAAGACGCGCCCCACUACUUUCCCCAAUAGCUCACAGUGUGCGUGAGCAGCGUGAGUGCACACUACAAUGGAUAUCAUCGGGGAAAGUUCUUGGAUCAGUCCCCUUGCCCCGCAGCACCCCCGCUUAAAAGUUGGACGCUUCUUCGUGGGAGAAAUUACUUAUACUUGUCAGGACAACUUGUUGGCAUUUUUUAAUUUCAUAUCAAAAUUUAUAAUUUGCUUUAUACUCUGAUAAUUUUAAACGCUUUAGCCAACUUAUUUAUGGAAUACUUAAUGGUUACACUUACUGUUUCAUUUUACAAGGCAACUUUGUCUUUUGGUAAACAUUGUUUUUUCUACAAAAUUUAAACCAGCAAAAUAAAAAACUGUAUUUAUAGUAUGUACUUUUUUUACUUAUUAUGUUCCGUUUUAGGGUUGUGUCAUAGAAUAAAAAGCUGUUUGUAUCAUAA
Molecule: messenger RNA, 2927 nt
Organism: Manduca sexta (tobacco hornworm)
Lineage: Eukaryota; Metazoa; Arthropoda; Insecta; Lepidoptera; Sphingidae
Product: NEDD8-conjugating enzyme UBE2F
Exons: 4
Coding region: 110-658 (182 amino acids)
Source: RefSeq, a predicted model, not a curated record